Messenger RNA from Drosophila serrata, 2732 nucleotides. RefSeq names its product mediator of RNA polymerase II transcription subunit 25. Gene Ontology annotation, cellular component: mediator complex; transcription regulator complex. Gene Ontology annotation, biological process: positive regulation of transcription by RNA polymerase II. NCBI's taxonomy places the organism in Eukaryota, Metazoa, Arthropoda, Insecta, Diptera, Drosophilidae. The record is from RefSeq and is a predicted model, not a curated record.
AAGGUGGAAGAGAGAAAGAGGAAGAGCGCUGGAAAACAUAAGCCAGAAGAAGAUUGUAUUUUCCUGGCAAAAAGCUUUACGCAUUUAGCCCAAGGAUCACCCUUGCAUCAUGGAGGUCGACCAGAUGCCCCUGGCCGAUGUGGUCUUUGUCAUCGAGGGCAGCGCCAUCAAUGGCGCCUACAUCAACGAGCUAAAGACCAACUACAUCCUGCCCACCUUGGAGCACUUCACCACUGGCUCUAUUGACGAGCGCGAGUAUUUGAUUGCAGAGCGUUUUGCCACGCUAUACGGGAUCGUUGUAUACCGAACCGCCGCCAAUCUGCUGGAGCCCGUCUGCACCACCUACGGACCAUUCCUGCAGCCCCAGAAGGUAAUGGAGACGAUCGAACGGCUGCCGCUGGUGGGCGGCGGCAUGGAGUCGUGUGCCCACAUGGCCGAGGGAUUUGCUGCGGCCCACGGCUGCUUCGAUGACAUUGGCGAGCGACGGCAGAUGCUGGACCAGACCAGCGUCCAACGGCACUGCAUCCUCAUCUGCAACAGUCCCCCGUAUCAGAUGCCCACCACCGAGUCGUGGAAAUACCCCGGCAAAUCCUGUGAGCAGCUAGCGGCUCUUUUCAACGAGCGCAAGAUCAAUCUCUCGAUUAUUGCGCCGCGAAAGAUGCCGGUGCUUUUCAAACUCUUCAUGAAGGCGGACGGCGAUCAGCCGAUAACCAGCAAGAACUACGCCAAGAAUAUCCGUCAUUUGGUGUUGCUUAAGGGCUACAGUCUCAAGGAGCGGGCUCCUAGUCCCAAUAGCAUGGCAGCCCAAAUGGCAGCCCCGAAUGCUGCCCAGGCUGCAGUGCAGCAGCAACAGCAACAACAGAAUCCGACGGGACAGCAGCAAGCUGGUCCAGGCAUUCCCAUGGACACUGCGCCCGUCCAACAACAGCAGCAGGGCAACCCCCAGCAGCAGCAGCAGGUGAUGAACAUGAACAUGCAACAGCAGCCAGGUCAGAAUUCCCAAGCGGGCCUGCUCAAUCCCCAGCAGCAGCAACAGCUUAUGCAGCAACAGCAGCAGCAGCAGCAACAGCAGAAUCAGUUCGUGCCGAAUCAGAUGCAGAAUCCCAACUUCCAGCCAAACGUGGGACCGGGACAAAACCGAUGGAUGUAUCCCAACCAGCCGGGGCAGGCCCGACCGCCCUUUAUGCAAGGCCCAGGCAAUGUGGGCGGCGUUCAGGGUCAAAGUGGUGGCAUGCAGCUGCAGCAGCAACAGAAUCCCAAUUCUGCGUUGAUCUCGCGUAUUACUGCGCCUCCGCCCAACCAGACGGUCAGCUCACUGCAGCAGCAACAACAGGCACAGGCGCAACAGCAGCAGCAGCAGAGGAUGCAGAUGCUCAACCAGCAGCAGAUGCUAAAUCAUCAGCAGCUGCAGCAGCAACAACAAUUAGCCCAGCAGCAACAACAGCAGGGCAAUCCCAAUGCUGGGAACAACAUGAUGCCGGUAUCCAACGCGGUAUCCAACAUGCCCAAUCCCCAACAGCAGCAGCAGCAGCAACAAGUGGGGCAGCAAACAAAUGCCCAACAGCAAGGCAAUCCCCAGCAGCAACAGCAGGCGAAUCCGCAACAGGAGCAGGCCUCCCUAAGGGAAAAGAUCUGGACGGGAGUGCUAGAAUGGUCGGAGAAACCGAAAACCGAUCCACAGAAGAUACCUCACGCUCUCCAGUGCACAGUGUGCACCAACAUAAAGGACGGCCAACCCGAGAUCAAGGCGGAAAACUGGCCACCAAAGCUGUUCAUGCAGCUGAUGCCCAAACAUUUGGUGGGCAAUAUUGGAGGCCAGUUUUUGAAGGACUCGAAAAUGGUGGUUUUCCGACCCACACCCGGCGAAGCUCUCGAUUCACUGGCCAAGAUGAUGACCUCUGGAUACGCUGGCUGCGUCCACUUUUCCCCGGUUCCUAACUCGCCCGCUUGCGACCUCAAAGUGCUCAUCCUUUUGUAUACGCCUGAUCGGCAAGCCUUCCUUGGCUUCAUUCCCAAUAAUCAGGCGAUUUUCGUUGAGCGUCUGCGCAAGGUUAUUCAGCAGAAGCAGCACGGUAACAUACAGCAGCAGCAACAGCAGCAAAUGCUCCAGCAGCAGGGCAAGACCCCCAUGGAGCUGCAGCAACAACAACAGCAGCAGAUGCAGCAGGACAACUCUCAGCAGCAGCAGCAGCAGCAGCACUACAACCAGUACCAGCUCAAUAUGCAGAUGGGCGGCGGAGGCCCCGGCGGCGGACCCGGGCCAGGUCCCGGCGGUAUGCCCAUGCAACAGAACCAAAUGCAAAUGAACAUGAUGCAGCAGCAGCAGCAGCAACGAAUGCCCCUCGGCGUUGGCGUGGGCGUUGGGCCUGGUGUCCCCAAUCCGAAUCUUCAGCAACAGCUUCAGCAGGUGGCUCCAAAUGUGGCCGCCAUGCAGCAGCAGCAGCAACAACAGGCGCAGCAGCAGCAACGAAUGGUGCGCCCUAUGAUGAGCAACAACAAUCCCGGUCUGCGCCAGCUGCUGCAGCACCAAACCACACCCGGCAACCAGUUCCGGCCACAGAUGGGCGGCCAGAAUCCAAAUCAAAUGGGAGCGGGCGGCCCGAUGGUCGGCAACCGCAACUUUGACGACGGCAGCUACGAGUUUAUGUAGGCUCCUUGGAUACAAGGAUUACUCUACUCAAAUAUUUUGUAAUGUAUGAAUUAAGCAUAAAAAGGUAUUUCAGAGAUAUGAA